Molecule: messenger RNA, 2403 nt
Organism: Aedes albopictus (Asian tiger mosquito)
Lineage: Eukaryota; Metazoa; Arthropoda; Insecta; Diptera; Culicidae
Product: zinc finger protein 865-like
Exons: 3
Coding region: 42-1856 (604 amino acids)
Biological process (GO): positive regulation of transcription by RNA polymerase II; positive regulation of neurogenesis; brain development
Cellular component (GO): nucleus
Molecular function (GO): RNA polymerase II cis-regulatory region sequence-specific DNA binding; zinc ion binding
Source: RefSeq, a predicted model, not a curated record
GUUCGAUUGUUUUGGCUUAAGUUCACACGUAAAAACACGGCAUGACGACCAUGGAACACAGCUGUCGAAUCUGCUGUAAAACAGCGCCAUUUGAACCAGUUUGGCUGAGCGCUUGGUCCGAAAACCGGACAGAAAUAAUUUCCGAUAUGUUCACAUACUGCACUCAACUAGAGGUUUCCUACAGCGACUUAUUGCCUCAACAAAUUUGCCGAGAUUGUCUCAGCAGUUUGAUGAUGGCUUACAACUUCCGGAAACUGUGCCGUCACACGGAUGCAUUAUUCAGAGAGGAGCUGCGAAAUCGGAAAGUUGCAAAACAUCUAGUCGAAACGAAUCCGAUUUGUAGUCAACAGUUUGAUAAUGAUUGGAACAAGGAAUGCGUUAAUCAGUCCAUUGUGUGUGCUGUUCCUACUGAAUCAAGCUCCAAGCAUUUUAGCGAGCCCAUACUGGAGCCAGUAGAUAGUCAAGCGCUUGCCUUCCACUGUUGCUUCAAACAGUGCAAUGAAAGGACAAAGGAUUUCGGCGAACUGAAAGAACACGCAAUCAGACAUCAUGAAAGUCACAGAAAUGACAAUGAACUUUCGAGGCAUUCUGACCAGUUUAUUUGCCCAAUCUGCAAAAGGGGGUUCAGCAAUGCAACGCAAUGGACGCUACAUCAAGACUUUAUACAAGGGAUUCGAGGUUUGUAUAGUUGUACAAAAUGCGACCAAUCGUUUAGUUCCGAUGAGGAAUUGUCCAAUCAUAUGGCAGCAGAAUACCAUAUAAAAAAGAAAGUUCCCUCAAAUAAAGGAAACGUUCCGAAAGAUUCAUCAUUGCGGCAAAGUUUGAUUCGAAGAAUACUGGCAGUGAAGAGGACCGAGGAACUAGUGCGAAUUAGCCCGGAAGAGUGUGUCAUUGUAAAAGACAAAUAUUUCUUCAUUAGAUUGCAUCGGAAUGAAUUGAAGCAUUCUAGGAAGCAAGUAAAAUUGUACUUGGUCUGCAACACUUGCAUCUUUCGAGCGGCGAGUGCUAAGAUAAUGCGAUCGCACUUAAACAGCGGAUCAUGUGCGCAAGGAUACUAUUAUGCUCUUGGUUUUUGUCCCGUGAUUUCACGUAAAAUACAAUGCCUUGAAUGCGUAACAUGUGGAUAUCAAGCUAUUUACGGCAUAAAGUUACGACGACAUCAAGAGAUUCACAAUCAUCAUGGAAUAAGACGAGCGGUCAAAGUUCACCAAGUGAUCGAAAGGACUUUCCCUUGCGAACUUUGUGGCAAAGUGCUGAAGUCAACGACCAUCCGGAAGCGUCAUCGAAGCAAAUGCCUGCUUACUACUAAGCAGAAUACGACUCAAAUAAUCCCAGAAGCUUCAAAGCACACAACUGAAACUGCCAGCGUAGAACUUAAAUGCGAUUUGUUGAAUACGUGCAACGACGGACAAAUGGAAUCAUUCAUAACCGAUAUCAAAAUUGAAGAAAUUGAUCCGGGUGAUGCUAUGAACCCAGCCAUAGACAGUCACGAAUCCGAAACGCAAAGCAUUUCGGCAUCUUCAAGCGCUCAACCGGAGCCCGUGAAUCGAGAUCAAAGCAAAUUAUCCGCCAUCUGCGUGAUUUGUGGCUACACGACCCGAAAACGAGGCAAUCUGAAACGACACUUGAAAGCGUGCAUCGAGCGGGUCCCCGCCCAUCAGUCGGCCUACUUCGGCGAGAUAGUGAAACAGGAGUUGGCCAUUUCGUACCGAAGGUCAUCGCCUCGCGUCUGCAACAGCUGUGGCUAUUCCACUAAGAAAAGCGGAAACAUGAAACGCCAUCUGGCCAGAUGUUUCUCACAUGAGUUCCACGAAGAAUCCGUUCAAUUAGAUGACGAUUCAUCACAGCUGGAAUAAAUUGGGAGACUCAAUGAAUGUUACUUGUUAGUACCUACUAUAGUAUCUGAAUGAGAUAGUAUGUCAUGGGUUUGAUUUUGGUAGGCAGUCUAUCAGUGAGUGUUAGUUGAAGAGAAGGAGGCCUAGAACAGUGUUAUUUCUUUUGCGAAUAAGUCUCUUACAGACCUAGAGAAGAAGCACUUUCAAACGAAGCGUGACGCCUUGGCGAUAGUCUGGGCAGAAGAAAAGUUUAAGCUGUAUCUUCUUUGGAACAAUUUAUCACCGACAGCAAAGCUCUGAAUUCUUCACACCACGAUCUCGACCUUGCCCCAGAAUCGAAAGAUGGGUACUCCGAAUCCAAUCAUACAACAAUUACUUAAGUAUGAGUCUGGCAUUACGUAUUUAGCAGAUACUUUAUCUCGUUUAUCAAUUGCCAAGGCACAAUACAUUGACAAAUCGGCGGACCAAUAUGUUAACCAACUUUUGGAACAUGCCAUACCAAAUGCUAUCAGUGAGUUAGAUACGGACGAACAGCAAGGACCUAAAUAUACGUUGUGCUACAAAGUAA